Messenger RNA from Dacryopinax primogenitus, 1835 nucleotides. Its product is annotated as chorismate synthase. The record is from RefSeq and is a predicted model, not a curated record. Lineage: Eukaryota; Fungi; Basidiomycota; Dacrymycetes; Dacrymycetales; Dacrymycetaceae. Gene Ontology annotation, molecular function: chorismate synthase activity; FMN binding. Gene Ontology annotation, biological process: chorismate biosynthetic process; aromatic amino acid biosynthetic process. The coding region runs from base 147 to 1367 and encodes 406 amino acids. The transcript has 4 exons. Gene Ontology annotation, cellular component: cytosol.
GGACAGCCUCGCCUUACGUCGAAAAACGUACAAAAUAUACACUUCAGGCAAAUAAAUAUCUCUAGCUUGGCAACUCUUGUGUCUAUCUUUUAUCUGGGCUUCGAAAUACUCGCAUUGUUGUGCUUCUCUGUAAUCUCUUGUAAACCAUGUCGACUUUCGGGACUCUGUUCAAGGUAACCACCUACGGCGAGAGCCAUGGACUCAGUGUUGGAUGUAUCGUCGAUGGAUGCCCUCCUGGCAUGGAGCUCGCCGAAGCCGACGUUCAAGUCCAGCUGUCCCGUCGUCGUCCGGGCCAAACGGCACUCGCAACACCCCGUGACGAGAAGGACCUAGUGGCAAUCCAGUCCGGUCUCGAACACGGCGUCACGCUCGGUACACCUAUUUCCAUGCUCGUGCGGAAUCAGGAUCAGCGCCCGCACGACUACUCCGAGACGGACUUGUACCCCCGUCCGAGCCAUGCGGAUUACACGUACUUGGCAAAGUAUGGUGUUAAGGCGAGCUCGGGGGGUGGGAGAAGCAGUGCACGUGAAACAAUUGGCCGAGUGGCUGCAGGUGCGAUUGCAGAGAAAUAUCUGCGACAGGCAUACGGCAUCGAGAUCGUAGCGUUUGUCUCGUCCGUAGGCAAGAUCACGAUCCCCUCGACCCCGUCACCGACAGGUAUCUCUUCUACAGCCCCUUCGGUUGAAGAGGAUUCCGCGGAAGAUGCGUUGUCCCCCGAGUUCCGUGAGAUCCUCAAAACCGUCACUCGUGCACAGGUCGACGCCCACCCUACCCGCUGCCCGCACCCUGCCACAGCAGAGAAGAUGACCGCACGUAUCAUGCGUUCUAAGGAAGCACUCGACAGCAUCGGAGGCACAGUCACAUGCGUGAUCCGGAACGUCCCCUCGGGACUGGGCGAGCCCGUGUUCGACAAGUUCGAGGCGAAGCUCGCGCAUGCGAUGCUUUCCGUACCAGCCACAAAAGGGUUCGAGAUUGGCUCUGGGUUCAAGGGCACCGAGGUCCCAGGAAGUAGGCAUAACGAUAAGUUCGUACAGGGUGAGGGUAGGUUGAGGACGGAGACGAACUGGAGCGGAGGGAUCCAGGGCGGAAUUACCAACGGGGAGGACGUCUACUUCCGCGUUGGCUUCAAGUCCCCCGCGACGAUCUCCCAGGCCCAGUCUACAGCGCAGUACGACGGCACUGCUGGCCAGCUAGCUGCUCGCGGGAGGCACGACCCCUGCGUCGUUCCCCGCGCCGUACCUAUCGUUGAAGCGAUGGCAGCGUUGGUAGUCAUGGACGCGCUCAUGAUCCAGAACGCGCGUAACGGCGCCGUCAGCCUGCUCCCGCCUGUUACCACACUGCCGAAGACGAUGGUGCUGCCCAAGUAGGGACAUGAUGCUACUGAAAUGGAAUUGGGGAUGGGUUUGUGGUGGCUUCAACGCCCCGGAGUUGAGCGGUGAUUGUGCUUGGGUUUGUCGUUCUUCCGACGGCGUUUCACUGCUCUGCAUAGAUUCUCUGACCUGUAGCAUCUCCGAAUAGGUAAAAGACAAUGAUCAUAUCCUGAAAUAGAAGGACGCGAUGGGGGUGUCCUUGCAUUGGUCGACGGGUGAUGCACACAACAUGGGCAUAGAGGGGGUUGCUUGUGUUUACCACUGGCUGCCUUAUAUACGAGGUGCAAUCACAACACUAAUUACAAUGCGGGUAAGUCCAUUGACCCGCUAUUCAAAGACCAGGCUAAGGGCAUACCCAUGGUCCGACAACCUCUGUGUGGAGGGACCAUCAAACGUAUACCCCAUACAAAGUAUGGCCGAAAUGACGACCGAGGGACUUUAGAUAUUCCUAUCACAUUAGCAUGA